Molecule: messenger RNA, 3319 nt
Organism: Gekko japonicus
Lineage: Eukaryota; Metazoa; Chordata; Lepidosauria; Squamata; Gekkonidae
Gene: ODF2
Product: outer dense fiber of sperm tails 2
Exons: 21
Coding region: 324-2795 (823 amino acids)
Biological process (GO): regulation of cilium assembly
Cellular component (GO): centrosome
Source: RefSeq, a predicted model, not a curated record
GGCUGUCCGUCAGGCGGGUCGUGCCGCUGCGGCUUCGCUUGGGCUCGCCCGCCGGCGCCCCGGCCUCUGAGUCUCCAUGGCAGCCGCGGCAGCCAGGGCAGCUACCGGCGUCUCAUCAACAACUUCGAAGAGGUCCUGAGGCGGCGGCUGCGGGGUCGCUUCAGCUCUGCCUGGUUGUCCCCGUCUCUCAAGAACGGAGUACUAGCGUCCACCCAAAGAAAACUAUCACCAGUAACUGAAGUACUUCCUUUAUCUUCUACUUAUUCACAGGUCCUUUUUUCCAUUGUACUGAUUGCCCUUUUCCCGCUUGUUGGAGAAGAACUAUGAAGAGCCGCUCCUCAACUCCCCCUUUGCACGUCCAUGUGGAUGAAAAUACCCCUGUCCAUGUCCAUAUUAAAAAGGGUCAGAAAACACCACCACCGGCAAAACCCCAGCAAAAGCACAAGCAGAAAAUGAAAGGGGAUACCGUGAAUGUGCGCCGCAGUGUCCGAGUAAAAACCAAAGUCCCCUGGAUGCCCCCAGGCAAAACAUCCAUCAGAGAGUCAUCUUACAAGUGGGAGGGACCAACACAUCGCCUGGAAAUCACUCCUCCGGAUUCGGAUAAGUUACUGUCAGUGCUCCGCUUGAGUGACCUUUCAACAGAAGAGGAAGACGCCCUUCAUGGCAAGAUGAACAAGUAUGAGAAGAAGAUAGACAGCUUGCUGAACGUGGUGGGCACGUUAAAAAAUGAGGUCAAAAUACCCAAGCGGGAAGAGUCGCGAUGCGUGGCCAAACGUCUACUCGAAGAGCAGAAGGAAGAGCUGGAAGAAGUCACUCAGGAACUGGUAGAGACGGAACAUGAAAACACCAUUCUCCGGCGCAAUAUUGAACGUAUGAAAGAGGAGAAAGAUCUUUCCGUCCUGCAGAAGCGGCACUUGCAGCACGAGAAAGAGGGUCUGAUGACCAAGCUCGGGGAGGCAGAGAUGGACGGAGCGGCAGCCGCAAAGCAGAUCCAAGCCCUGAAGGAUGCGAUCAACAAGCUGAAAACCGAGAAGCACAUGACUGUUUCCGACAUCAACACGCUUACCAGGCAGAAAGAGCUGUUGUUGCAGAAGCUGAACACUUUUGAGGAGACGAACCGGACGCUCCGAGACCUGCUUAGAGAGCAGCACAGUCGGGAGAAAGAUUCUCAGAAGUUGGCGGAACAACAGGCCAUGCUGAUGAAGAGGCUGACCGAUUCCGAUGCAGAGAAAGCGCAAUUGUUAAAGAAGCUGCAGGAGAAAGAAAAGGAAGUGGAGGAUCUCAUGGUCCAGAUACAGACAGAAAAGGACCAAGCAAAGACAGCAUCUGAACUCGCCAAAUCUAUGGAAGCUGUGAGGGGCCAUUUGCAAGCUCAGCUGCGCAACAAGGAAGCCGAGAAUAACCGCCUGAAUAUCCAGAUCAAGAAUCUGGAGCGUGCUGGGUCUCAACACAAGGCAGAGGUGGAGCAUAUCAUGGAACAGCUGAAGGAGAUGAAAGACAAAGUGGACCGUGAAAAAGAGGUGCUGAAGAACGCCAUCCGUGCUCAGAAAGAUCGAGCGGAGAGGAGUGAAGAAUAUGCAGAACAGCUGAACGCCCAGCUGGCGGAAAAGGACAACUACGUGACUGAGGCGCUGUCCACCCUGGAAUCUUGGAGAAGCCGCUACAACCAAGUUGUCAAAGAGAAAAGUGAUCUGGAGAUUGAGAUAGUCAUGUUGAACAGCCGAAUUACAGACCUUCUCGACCAGCAGAAUAGUAUAGAAGGCAAGAUGCGGGAAGACAGAGAUUCCAUGGUGGACAAACUGCAUCGGCAGGUCACGGAGAGCACCUCUUUCAAGCUGGAGAAUGAGAGGCUGAAGAAUAGCAUGAUUCCUCUGGAGGAGAAGCUGAAUAAAGCGCAGCUGGAAGUGGCCCAGCUCAAAUCGUCACUCAAGAACUAUGAAGGGCUGAUUGAAACCUACAAGAAUCAGGUAUUGAAAACCCGAAUGGAAGCCGAUGAGGUGACGGUGAAACUGGAGCUCUGUGACAAAGAGAACAAAUCACUUAAAGAAGAAAUGAGCAAAGAGAUUGAAAAUGCUCGUAAGCAGUUCCAGAGUCAGGUUGCCGAGUUGGAAAAGCUUCCCGACAUCCUGAGGAUCACGGAGACCAAACUGGCCGAGUGUCAGGAUCAGCUUAAGAGUUAUGAGAAGAAGAACAUGGACCUGUCGGCCAUGAUUACGGAUCUCCGUCAGCGGAUUGAACUCCAGGGAGACAAGAUGGAGAUGACGAGAGAGAAGUAUCAGUCAGCCCAGGAGGAGAACAAGCACCUGAGCCUCAAGCUGGAGGAACUGGAAAGGAGGCUCGAAGCGACAAGUGCUCAGAACAUAGAAUUCCUCCAGGUCAUUGCCAAAAGGGAGGAGUCGAUCCAUCAGUCCCAGCUGAGAUUAGAGGAGAAAACCCGGGAGUGUGGUUCCUUGGCACGCCAGCUGGAGAUGGCCAUUGAUGAUGCGAAGAGGCAGCUGGAACAAACGAAGGACCGAGCGGUUUCGAGAGAGAGAGUGGCCCAGUCCAAGAUGCUGGAUUUGGAGACCCAGCUGAGCCGGACGAAGACGGAGCUGAAUCAGCUGCGGAGGGGCAAAGAGGAUGCGGAACAUCGAUACGAAAGCCGCCUCCAGGACCUGAAGGACCGCUUGGAACAGUCAGAGAGCACCAAUCGCAGCAUGCACAACUACGUCCAGUUCCUCAAGUCCUCCUACGCCAGCGUCUUUGGAGACAGUGCCUUGACAAGCUCCCCAAUCCGUCCCCGAUCGCCCCUCUGAUGCGAAUGUUUCCCCGCCUGCUCCCCCCCCCCGCAGCCGAAACCCUGUUGCUACAAGCCCAAGUACAGAACCUGGGGAGAUCUACUUUAAAGCCAUAUCUUGUUUACAAAAAUGGACAAAUAUUUUUGGAGUCUGGGUAGAUCAGGGUCUUUACUGGGCUGUUUGUGCAAGAUACACCCCUUGUACUUAGGACAGAGGCAUAAUGGGACGAGGACGUCAAGGGCUGCACCACUUCGGAAGCCAUAUGAAAACCAGCACAUGUGGGGGGACUUACACACACACACACGUGCACACACACACAACCCCCCCCCAGUCUCCUAGUGCCUUAACACCAAUUACUUCUCUUACACGUAACUUGGGGGAUUUUAAUCAUCUUGUAUCUUCGCCGAUGUUUUAUGGCUGCUUUUGUCAGGAUUCCUUAAACUUCCAAAAUCACGUUUACCAGAUGCAGAACAAAUGGGAUGCUUGUGAUCAGCUAUCCACAGAACUGUGAACCCAGCCUUCAAAGCUGUGUCUUCGAGUGG